Molecule: messenger RNA, 1448 nt
Organism: Corylus avellana
Lineage: Eukaryota; Viridiplantae; Streptophyta; Magnoliopsida; Fagales; Betulaceae
Source: RefSeq, a predicted model, not a curated record
AUGGAUGAGAGUUUGAGGGAUUUGAGGGAUGCUGCUCAACAAGGAAGUGUUGAUGCCUUGUAUUCAUUGAUACAGAGAGAUGCAUAUGUUUUGGAUAAGAUGGAAAAAAUUCCAUUUGUUGAUACUCCUUUACACAUAGCUGCAUCUGCAGGUCAAGUGGUGCUCCAGCUACUUGAUGUGGAUGAAGACCUUGUUCGUGUCCAAGGAAGGGAGGGUGGGACUCCUUUGCAUUACGCAGCUCAAACAGAAGAACUUGAUCUUUUGGCUGAAUUUAUAAAAGUCUGCCCCAAAUCUAUUGAAGAUGUAACAAUUCAUAGAGAGACUGUCCUGCAUAUUGCCCUCAAACGCAACAUGUUCGAUGCUUUUCUCCUCUUGUUGGGAUGGCUUCGGCGGGCCUGGUUUAAAAAUGCCUCAUUGUGGGAGAAGAAAUUACUGAAUUGGCAGGAUGAGGAAGGCAACACUGUGUUGCACAUUGCUGUAUCAAAAAAUCAACCCCAGAUUGUGCGAUUGAUAUUGAAUUUUAAGUCCUUCUUCCCCUGUAAAGUUGACAUAAGUGCCAAGAAUAUCAGGGGUUACACAGCGUCUGACAUAUUACAAGGGAAUACACCUGACAAGCAAAACCAACAGAUCAAGUACAUGCUACGUUGUGCCAAACGUUUUAGUAUUUUCCAUCUUUCGAGAGUUGAAUCUUUUGCAGACUACUUGAAAUCUCCAGUCCAAAUUGACGAGAAGAUGUACAUAUUCUUUCUCCGUCAAAGAACAAAAAUGACAAAUGACACACGUAAUAUCUUAUUGGUGGUUGCUGCGCUGCUUGUAACAGUCACCUUUCAAGCAACCCUCAGCCCCCCUGGCGGAGUUUGGCAAGAUAACAAGUUGGCUGAUACCAUUGCCCCUACCGGUGCUAUUGUUGAAGAUGCACACUAUGCGGGGACAGCAAUCAUGGAUGAAUACCUUUUCAUUGUACUUGCGGUUUUAAAUGUGAUAUCCUUUUUUAUAACAGUCUUUACCAUAGUGGUUUUGGAAGUGGUUUGUUCUUCCUACCCCUUUAUAUCUUCUCUCUGUGUUUUGUCGCGUCAUUAUUGAUCACAUCUCCAUUAGACUUCGUUUCUGGGUUAGAUGCUCUGGAGGUAGUUGCUUUCAUGUUUUCUCCUCUGUUGGUUCCGGUUUUGGAAGGCAUUGUGAGGUUUAGGCGGAGGAAACUUUUCGAAGCCUUUCUGCCCAAAGUCAAACUGCUUGACCCAACUCUUACAUAGAUGGGUGCCGAGUCAAGCAUCUAGCUAGCUACUUAGUUCGUUGUUUACUGUACGUAUGGGUUCUGCAGUAUUUGUUUCCUUUGUUUUUCUGUUUUGAUUGGUUUGUAUUAUUGUAUAGGUGUGUUUUGGGCUGGUUUUAGCUUAUUUGCUGUGGGCAGUUGUUGUUCUGUGAGGUGUGAUGUACUUGUGUGUUGU